Messenger RNA from Etheostoma cragini (Arkansas darter), 1422 nucleotides. RefSeq names its product ankyrin repeat domain-containing protein 66. Gene Ontology annotation, molecular function: protein binding. The transcript has 3 exons. The coding region runs from base 70 to 573 and encodes 167 amino acids. Lineage: Eukaryota; Metazoa; Chordata; Actinopteri; Perciformes; Percidae. The record is from RefSeq and is a predicted model, not a curated record.
CACCCCUACCUACAGAAGGUGGCAGCAUUUACCGUUUACACUUGUUGCUAGGCAACCACAGGACCGAAAAUGACAGAGUUGCACCAAGCGGCUGCAGCGGGGGAUUUUGAUGAAGUUGAGGAGAUUCUGAGGCAAAAGGAAUGCAAUCCCAAUCAGAGGGAUGUCGACUGGAACUACAAGACUCCUCUACACUGGGCUGCAGCUAAAGGGCAUACAGAAACAGUCAGGAUCCUUAUUGAGCACGGAGCCAGGCCGUGUCUGAGAACAGAGCAUGGAUGGACUCCUGCCCACAGUGCUGCAGAGCUUGGCCGGCUGGCUGUCCUCCGGCUGCUGCACUCCCUCCAUGCGCCUAUAGACAAGGAGGACUGCUGUGGAGACAAACCAGUGCGGAUAGCCGAAAUAUAUGGACACCAUGACUGUGUUCGAUUCCUAAAAAAAGCAGAAAUUGAGUGCCAGGCCUACCGCAAGAUGGCAGCCCAGAAAGGGAUUUCAAUGGAUGACACAGACGAGGAGUGGGCAGAACAAGGCAAGGAAAAUGAAGAAAAGAGGAUCUCUAGCAACAUUCAGACGUAGGCUUGACUCCCAUGUAUACAACAAAGUAUGUACUAGAGUGGUGCAUAGUGUUUCAGCGCUUUAGCAAUCAAUAACGUAUCUAAUGAACAAACAUGCUAUCGUAACAAACCAAAGUAAACCCCCAAAAAAGUAGUCACAUCAGUAGAGUUAAUAAAGGGGAACCACGCACCAUUUAAAAAACAGUCAACAGUCCAAAACUAUUACUAAAAAGGAACAACUCUCUCCCAAAUCCAAGAACUGAAAUUUGUGAUGAUGUCAUCAAGUAUAAUGUCUGCUCUACAGAAAGGAAAGAUGUUGUAGAUGACACUGAGAGCACCAAGGGUUGUGUUGUCAUACUUGAUGACAUCAUAAAUUUGAGACUUAAGCUUGAUUUAUACUUCUGCGUAAAAUCUACGCCGUGGCUACGUACGUAGGUACGUGGAGACACAAAACUACGUCGGACCCUAUGCUUUAGCCUGAUGUGCACCUCUCAAAAAAUUUAACUAUACGUCGUACAGCCGUGGCAUAGUAGUGUUACAUUUCCCCCCCGACUCAUUUUGUGGUUCUCCUUCUCCAUAAACAACAUGAAAUCCAGGAGAGGGUUAACUCCUCCUGCUACGGAUAUCCCACUGUGGUCAGAAAGCACGGGGAGACACUUUGUUUCUCUCACUAUGACUCUAGAGUCGGGUGAGCUCCAAAGCUAAUCGCCGCCACGCUCUCACUCACUCUACCACUGACUCCCCCCCACCCACACACGCACAUGCUGGCCCUGCUGAGAUUGACGCGCACACCAACGUACAAGUAUAAACACCAGGCCACUUACGUAGGCUACGGCGAAAGCUCAGCGUGGAGCCUCCACACAACCAUAAA